AUGCAGUGGCAGGGUAAUUCAUUGACACUUGUCCACUUCAUGAGACCAACUCUGAGAAAGCUGGUGGCACUGUGCAGAGAAGACUGUGGCAGCGUAAAUGUUAAGCAGAUAGAGAGUAGAUCUUGCUCCUCCUCUGAUGGCGCCGGAGCGAGGCUGAGUUUCCCUGGUGGUGGCUCCACGUGUGUUGGCGAAGAUUGGUCGGCUUCACUAGAGAGUGCGCUGUGCUACGGGUGGGACAGUGUCGAUGCACAAAAAAUGGAGUACCGAAGCUGGGCGAGACUGCCAUCGAUCGCGAAUUGCCGGUGGAGAAGAGUAUGUUCACAGAAUAAUAGUAAUCAGUUGCAGACAUGGAGAAUAAAAGUAAAUGUAUACAAUGAGCUUCACCGAGUUAGAUCAAUACACAUACACAUUACAAUGUGCAAGGAGAUUGACGAGAUGGGAAUUAGCAGCUUCAUGGCGACUAACAGUAGAGAUGGAUACCAUAAAGGGGAUGCGAGAUGUGAUCCAGGUAACCAAACAGAUGACUCCGCUGAAUUUGAUGUAAUGAAUGAGGAUUCAGAUGAGGAAGCAUCUGGUUACGGAGAUAAAGGGGAUUACGGCAAGGAUGAAAAUGGAAAUUUGAUCCGUAGAAGAUUCUUCUGCAACUGGGCCGGGUUGAGAGAUGAGAAGCACUAUGCAAGAUUAGAUAGGAAGAGAAUGCAUAAACCGGAAACCCGCACAAAUUGCGAGGCAAAGUUAUCAAUAUAUUUGGAUCGAGGUACUAGUAAUUGGAAGGUUAGGAAGGUGAUCCUUGACCACAACCAUGACCUGACCCCGAUAGGUAUGGUUCACUUGAUGCUUCAGUUUUGUGGAUUGUCAGAUGCUACAAAGGCACACAUGGAAAGCAUGCAUAGCUAUGGACUUCCUACCUCGAAGAUAGUCGGAUACAUGUCUGGAAUUGCAGGAGGUUACUCGCUGCUGGGGUUUACAAAGAAGGAUGCGUAUAACCACUUAGAUAAAAAGAAGCGGGGGAACGUCGCCGAUGGUGACACGAACGCCACUGUCGUGUAUCUACAAGGAAAAGCAGCUGCAGAUCCAAUGUCGAUGGUGAGGUAUAACGUCACUAACGAAGGUAUGUUGGCUAACUUGUUCUGGGAGGAUGGUGCUAGUAGAGCGGAGUUUCAACACUUUGGAGAUGUUGUGGCCUUUGAUUCCACGUAUAGGAAGAACAAGUACAGGAGACUGUUGGUGAUAUUCUCAGGAACUAAUAAUCACAGGCAGACCACAAUUUUUGGAUUUGGGCUCCUGUUGGACGAAACCACAGCCUCAUACAUGUGGGUGCUUGAAAACUUGCUGGAGGUUAUGUGUAAUAGGAUGCCGUCAGUGGUCGUCACAAAUGGAGAUGAUGCAUUUAUUGCAGCGGUCCGAUAG
Messenger RNA from Arachis ipaensis, 1410 nucleotides. The record is from RefSeq and is a predicted model, not a curated record. Lineage: Eukaryota; Viridiplantae; Streptophyta; Magnoliopsida; Fabales; Fabaceae.